Molecule: messenger RNA, 3438 nt
Organism: Carassius auratus (goldfish)
Lineage: Eukaryota; Metazoa; Chordata; Actinopteri; Cypriniformes; Cyprinidae
Product: M protein, serotype 2.1
Exons: 4
Coding region: 480-2114 (544 amino acids)
Molecular function (GO): GTP binding
Source: RefSeq, a predicted model, not a curated record
AGCUAAACCUUCACAGACACAUUCUGGGGACACCAGAGACUUAUAUAACAUAUUGUAAAAUGGGGCAUAAUAUGUCUCCUUUAAUGUAAAUAAGCGUGUAAACAAUAUACUUGCUCUUGUGAAUUUAUUUAGAUGUUAAUUACAUUGUGCAAGCUGUCUCUUUAAUACCACAUGAUUUAUAUAGGCUACAUGUUGCUGCUGAUUGGGCUGACAUUUCUGACAUACCCACCAAACGAGAAAACGUAUCUCAAACCCUGUUGCAUACUGUCUCCAGGAAACAUGUCGUUUAAACCGGAAACCAUAGCAAAAUCUUACACAUCAGUUUCAGCUUGAACUUGCCCCAGGCUUUUGCUUCUUUCUCUUUCAAAACAGGCUUUUUUCGCAGAAGAUCCUUUCAUGAACAAAAUGUUUUUAUUUUGAGAUUUUCAAACAGUUGAUCUUUUACUGCUUCAUUUCAUGUUUUGUGCAUUCUCUGCAGUAUGGCCAGGAGACGAAAAGGUCGAAGAGACGAGACUGAAAUGAGUUUUCUUAUGAACAAUGAUGCAUUGACAGAUGAAGCUGGCUGCUCCAGAGGAUCCAAUGAUCAGCUGAGGUUUAUGGUGCUUGGAGGUGAUGAUGCUCUUAUGGAUAAAGCAUGUGCCACAAUCCUGGGAGAAAAAGAGAACAGGGAUGCAUUUAAAUUUGGAAUAUUGAAGCCUAAAACAGCUCAUGUUUUUGGACGAGAGAUUUCAGUAUUUAAAACUCCAUCACAUUGGCUGGAACACUUGAAAUCAUACCACAUUCUCAACAUUGGAGUCAAAACUCUGAAAAAUGAACUGCAGUACUUUGAAUUGCUGUUGUUUCCAGGACCUCACGCCUUUCUGUUAGUACAUAGAGAUGUGAAAAACUCUGGUAGAGAGUAUUAUCUUUUACAAGCUCUCAGUGAUGUGUUUGGCGAGGAGGUCUUGGACUACUGCAUGGUAAUAUUCAUAGAUGAGGCUAGGAACAAUGAUCCAAAAAAGAACACCUGUCUGAAGAUGUGUGGAGGCAGACACCAUAUCUUACACAACACUGACGAAAGUGUUAAUAAGUUAUUUAAAAAACAAGAGGCAAUGACUCAGUGGAAAAGCAGCAAUUUUUUCACAAAUAAUUGGGAUUUUUUCAGAAAAACUGAAAAGUAUUUUGAAGCAGAGUAUAAGAAAAAGGAGAACAAACUGAGGAUAGAAUUGGCAGAAAAUAAACAAAUAGUUGAAAAUCAGAAGAAGGAAAUUGAUGAUAUGAAAGAACUAGAUGAAAAGAAAGAUGCAAGAAUCAAAGAUGAGGAAAAUAAACUGGCUGAGUCAAAAGACAGAGAAAAAAAGCUACAGAGUGAGUUGGAUGCCCUCAAAAGCAGUGAAAACCAGAAGGAGGAGAAGCUAAAACAAGAGAUGACCAUUCUCGAAGACACCGAAAAACAGCUACGCAGCGAGUUGGAUGCUCUCAAAGACAGUGAAAACCAGAAGGAGGAGGAAUUACAGAAGCUUAAAAAAGAGCUGACCAUUUACACACAAGAAAAAAAUGAGUUGAGCAGCGAGUUGGCUGCUCUCAAAAGUAGUGAAAACCAGAAGGAGGAGAUCUUACAAAAGCUAAAACAAGAGCUGACCAUUUACACCCAAAAAAACAAUGAGUUGAGCAGUGAGUUGGUUGCUCUCAAAAGCAGUGAAAACCAGAAGGAGGAGAUCUUACAAAAGCUAAAACAAGAGCUGACCAUUUACACACAAAAAAACAAUGAGUUGAGCAGUGAGUUGGAUGCUCUCAAAAGCAUUGAAUCCCAGAUGAAGGAGAUGCUAAAACAAGAGAUGAUCAGUCACAAAGACCAAGAAAAACAGCUACACAGUGAUUUGGUUGCUCUCAAAAGCAGUGAAAACCAGAAGGAGGAGAUCUUACAAAAGCUAAAACAAGAGCUGACCAUUUACACACAAAAAAACAAUGAGUUGAGCAGUGAGUUGGAUGCUCUCAAAAGCAUUGAAAACCAGAUGAAGGAGAAGCUAAAACAAGAGAUGAUCAUUUACAAAGACAGAGAGAGACACUUAAAAGAUGACAAAAUUAAACUACAGAGAGAAGUGGAACAGCUCAAGCAAAAUAAAAAACAGUAAUCUGACUGCAGCAAAAGUUGAAGAAGCAUUUCUACCUUUCAAAUUAUAAUCAGAAUGCAAUAUGAUCCAGAGAGAGGAAAAAGUACAAGUCAAAGAAAAAUGAGCUGCUUGAGAAAGAGAGACAACUGGAUAGAGGUAUAGAGGAAUUGUAUAAAAGAGAGAGAAAUCUGGAUGAACGACAGAAGCAGCUGGAGAUCAGAGAGAGAGAGAGACGUGAAACAGAGAAAUCCUGGAUCUAGUGAACAACACUGAAGGACUGGAAUCCUGGAUUCAUCACAACCUUCAUAAAAUAUGUUAAUUAUCCUUUUCUGUGAUUAUUGAUGAAGUUAUUAAUCAGUAUUUGGCAUCAUAGAUUGUUAGUCCAUUUAAUACAAUUAUUAUUUACCAUACACCAGUGAGCAAACAUCGAAAAUAAAUGUGUAUAAAUAACUUACUCUCCCUUAGUGAGAAUCUGGAAUGUGUAACUAGUUUUUUUUUAAUAUUCUCUCAGUGUCACUGUGACUGCUCAAGUUUGGCUGUUCAGGUUAUGGAGGUCAUUGGGACCUCUCAUCUACAUUACAGCAUGUGAUCAGAACAUAUAUGAUAUUUCUGUAUGUCAGAGAAUAACUUUAAAUAGUUUCAGUGAAAUUCUCCCCUCUUUUCUGAGAAACUGUACUCAUUGUCUGUGUGUGUAAAACUAAACACCUGAUAAGAUUCAGGGAGGAAUCAGCCAUCCUUGAACUAGUUUUUUGUGCAUGUAUGUGUUAGUAUCUGUCUGCGCAGGGCACCCGAGAAGUAAGCAUUCAUAUGGAGGUCUGUCAUCAGCCGAAUGACCCGUUACAUCUGAUCCCUGAUCGACUGUCACCUAAAUAAUCACCAGGAGAUCUGUUUUGAACCAGACAUCCUUGUGUGGAAAUUUUAUAAGUUUAUCUAUAUUUUAGCCAAUCAGAAUUCUUCAUGUCUAUGCGUUGACAUAAUUAGCAUCCUCUGUUAGAGUAGAAUCAGUGGUGUCUUGAUCAAGUACACUGAGCGGCCUACAAACUCCUUGAGAUUUCUGCUGAUGAAACUGCAAACUAUUUUCUUCAGUAAAUUUUUCUUCAAUUGACUUCAUCUCUGACUCCUGGUCUGCAUUCAUACCUGUUCUCUGGGUUUUAACUGUAAAUUUCCCCACACUCUUAAGGAAAACAGCUUGUAAAAAAAGCAGAACCCUUUUUGGUGCUAAAUACAGUAGAACCCAUUUUAUAGGGUUCUAUAAAGAACCUUGCUUUGAAAGUGCUAUUGUGACGUCCCAGUCUAUAUUGGGCGAGAGUGUUUGGUUGUGUGUGAUGUUUAGGUGCCAUGUGGA